GGAGACCGCGCCAAAGCUCAGACAGCGGCCACUCUUCGGGAUGACAACACUCUGCGGAGGCCCUUUAAACUCACUCCGCUGUUGAUACGGACACCGCGCGCGUCGGAGCGUCGGGUUGUGUGUGCGUGUAUCUCUCUCCAGAGGACUGUUUUCGUUCACCGUGCUUGAGUCGAGACUCCAAAAAAAGUCCGGUUUCAUGCCGGUUUUUCCGGAGACGGUUUACGACUUCGCGGUCGUGAGACGACUUUAGACGGGCGCGGCGCGGCGGCGUUGGCGCACUGCUGGACUGGAUAUACAUACAUACACACACACACACACACACACAGACACACACACAGACACGCGUGUCGUUGUCUCGAUAUUCACAUCGCUCCCUGACUGCGUUUGUUCCGCGGACUUUUCAACCGAGUGACUCGGGGAUCUACAUCGUCUGCGCCGGCUUCUUCAGCGGGAAUAUGUUGUUGUCAAAGUUUGGUUCAUUUUCGCACAUUUGCAACCCUUCAAGUAUGGACCACCUACCAGUGAAAAUACAUCUCCAGCCGGUCAAAGUGGAAAAGGAGCCUUUCGAAAAGGUCUACCAGGUGGGAUCCGUGCUGGGCAGCGGUGGAUUCGGGACGGUGUACGCCGGCAGCCGGAUCUCCGAUGGCGCCCCGGUUGCUGUGAAACAUGUGGCAAAGGAGAGGGUGACCGAGUGGGGCACACAUAACGGAUCCAUGGUGCCUCUGGAGAUCCUGCUGCUCAAGAAGGUCAGCUCCACGUUUCGCGGUGUGAUCAAAAUGCUGGACUACUACGAGCGGGCGGACGGCUGGCUGAUCGUCAUGGAGAGGCCGGAGCUCGUCAAGGACCUUUUCGACUUCAUCACGGAGAAGGGCGCCCUGGACGAGGACACGGCCCGGGGCUUCUUCUGCCAGGUCCUGGAGGCGGUCCGACACUGCUACAGCUGCGGCGUGGUGCACCGGGACAUCAAGGACGAGAACCUGCUGGUGGACCUCCGCACCGGGGAGCUCAAGCUCAUUGACUUUGGCUCGGGGGCGAUUCUCAAGGACACCGUGUACACCGAUUUCGACGGUACAAGAGUGUACAGCCCACCAGAGUGGAUCCGCUUCCAUAGAUACCACGGUCGCUCGGCGACGGUGUGGUCGCUAGGCGUGCUGCUGUACGACAUGGUGUGCGGAGACAUCCCCUUUGAGCAGGAUGAUGAGAUCCUCAGAGGGAGACUGUACUUCAGGAGACGAGUUUCAGCCGAGUGCCAGCAGCUGAUCAAAUGGUGCCUGGCCCUGCGGCCCUCAGACAGGCCCACCAUGGAGCAGAUUUGCGACCACCCCUGGAUGAGUGCGACAACGGAGUCCCCCAAGUCGCAAGAGGAGCCGGCCGCUAGCGAGAUCCGCCUCCGGACCAUCAACACAGACUCUUCGUCAAGCACAAGCUCGAGCAAAGAGAGCCUCUGAUGGUGGCUCUGAUGGACCGAAAAGACUUUCUGGGGAGGGGUGGGGCCGUGGACUCAAGGCCGGCAGCUUGCAGCCCAACUGGCCCGACAGCAGCUGGGCACUUGUCACAGCUGGUCCGGCAAGAAAAAUGUACUUUACUUUUCCUCUUUUGUAGGGAAUUUCUAAUUUAUUACCAUUUGUUCUUCCUUAUCUUAUUUUACCCCAUUCCCUUCCCCCUUUUUUUCCAGUUAAUUAUACUUGUUUCCUAAUCGGGAACAUUUUUCUGUUUGGGUGGUCUUACCAGCACUAUUUAUUUACCCCCCUUUUUACCUUUUUUAUUUUACUCGUUUUGUUACUAGGCUGGUAUAUGCAGCUGGCAAGGCCCUCCUAUUCAGACGUGGCUGCUCUCAUAGAGCUUGGAGAAAAACUUUUUAUUUAAAUGUUUUGAUUUUGAUUUUGUAGUGCCUUUUUUUUGGAAAGCUGCUUUUCUUGAGGGGGGGGGCUUUCAUCAACAACUCUGUUUUUUUUUGGGGGAUUUGCCUAUGGCCUGGUGGCUAGGUUGCCUGUGCUGUGAUGGAAAGAGGGUGGGAGUCAGGCUGUGUUUUCCCCUCUCCAUCACUGUAAGCCAAGCAGCCCCAAGCCAAGAGGCUAAGAUAGCAUUAGAUCGGAGAGAAGGAGGUGGGGGCUCUUCCUGACAAUGGAAUACUUGAAAAACACUCGACUCAACUCUGUGUCGCUCUCUUUAACGCUGCUCACUCACUCUAUAGCCUGAACAGGUGUUUGGAAACUGGAUCCUGUCUUUUCUGAAUGUCUACAAAAUGUCAACACACGCAUACAUACCCCCCCCCCCCUCCCUCCCUUGCGGGGUGUUUGGCCCUCAACUCUUUUUUUUUUUUUUUUUUGCCUCCCGCCAUCUCACUGCUUGACACUACAUGGCCCCCGCCUCUGGUCUCCCUCAGGGUUUGGGGUGUGAAAUGCACAAUCAAUGCAAUAUUCAUGGACUCAAUUAUGUAUUUUUAUUAUUUCAACAAAUAUUGUACAACCUGUUUAUUUUUUGUGUACAUUAUUUUUCCUCCCCGUUUGCAUUUAAUUUAUUUGUAAACAUGUAGACAUUCCACACUCUGUGGCUAUUUAUUAAUUUAUUUAUUGUCUAUGCUUAAAAUCCCCUCAACUUUGCAUAUCCUACUUGGCCUUUGUUUUGCAUUCCUAUAACUUAUUUUUACAUUUCAACAUGUGUUUUUUUGUUUUGUUUUUGAGAUGUGGAGGAUGCACUGAAGCAGUUGUCGAUGUAAAGCAGAAUAAAACAAGUUUACUUAAAUUUGAAAAGAGCAUUUGAAUGUUAUUUAACUACUUUACGAAAAGUCUUUUGGUAAUGUUGAAUGGCUAACUAUCGGAGAAAUCCAUCUGCUUUCUGUCCUGUCAAUUAUGAGUUCAACAGAAAGCUAAACAACGGGUGGAACGGCUUUCGUAGUUGUCACAUAGCCUCAUAGUGGAGACUUUUUCAGUUCAGCUGUGUGACUUGUGGCUGUGAAGGAUGGAUAUUGCUAUUUUUUUAUACAAAAGUUUCAAUUAAACUCCCAUUUUUAUGUACAG
Messenger RNA from Cyclopterus lumpus (lumpfish), 3020 nucleotides. Its product is annotated as serine/threonine-protein kinase pim-3-like. Gene Ontology annotation, biological process: negative regulation of apoptotic process; regulation of mitotic cell cycle; protein autophosphorylation. Bases 456 to 1448 code for a protein of 330 amino acids. Gene Ontology annotation, molecular function: protein serine/threonine kinase activity; ATP binding. The record is from RefSeq and is a predicted model, not a curated record. Gene Ontology annotation, cellular component: cytoplasm. The transcript has 6 exons. NCBI's taxonomy places the organism in Eukaryota, Metazoa, Chordata, Actinopteri, Perciformes, Cyclopteridae.